GAAAAACAGAUUUUUCCUGACAAUAUACCAAGGAACAAGACCAACCAGUAAAGGAUUUUAACACAAAUUCCUUCUCGUCUUUUUCAAAUGGUGUUCAUGCAAUUUUGUAAACAAAAUCAUGCUGCUUACAAACUACCAGCAUAAAGCAGAUUUCAGAAAUUUACUUCAUUAAAAAUUCUGGCAAGUUAAGAUUUUCACAACUGAAGGCUGGAAAUAUUAGGAAAAUAAAGUUUAUAUGCUUUAGAGCUCUGGUAAUAAAAAUAAUGGAGACAAAGUAAUGUAAUGGUUGUGUUUAUCCAGAGGUAGUAGAACAAAUUCGAGUAGAGUCAUGUAAUAUUUCGUGAAAAGGAUCUAGUAGUGAAGAGAAGACAAAUAGUGUUUCAAAAUGCUCACCUGUAUAGCAAGCAUAAAAGACAUUUGGAAAAUAUUAACGUUCUUCCUUGCCAUGCUUGUCUUCAUCCACGCUGUUGAUAUCAGGGGAUCAAAAAGUAAAUCACUCGCGUUGGCACAAAAGCUCCGUCUUCUUCCACAUGGAAGGGCGGCAAAGGCGCCGUCAUUGGCUACAGCAUUUCAGAUCUUAAAGCCAGAAAACAUACUCCAAGCCAAAUGGGACGAAAGUUUACGCAGAUCGUAUCCAAUUUACCCGAAUGUGAUCCCAAAACAGACCCAGAGGCAAUUGCCUAAUAGACAAGAUUAUAACAAGCGUAAAGCAAUCAUCACAAACAGGCCUGUCGGUGCAUCGAAUAAAAACUUGAUUAAAUACAAUAUGCUACAUCGACAGGUUAUUCCAAAGCAGCCAAUGCUUAGUAAGAGGCUUCUAGCCACUGCCAAAGGACUGACCAAUCGAAACAUGCCAUGGCAAGUAGGAAACCCUGUGGAGGAUCUCGAUACAAAGCGGCAAAAAUUGUGGUAUCCAGGCGACCAGUUAAGUAGGCAAUUAUCACAAAUGCAGGAUGGAAUACAAACCGCAUUUCCCAUGACAGACAGGCGUUUGUCUGUAACUGAAAUGAAGGUAGGACCUAGUCAAACUCUAACCUCGAAUCAGAUUUAUAAUAAAUUGAACCCAAGGCAUUUCCAAUCGAGGCUAGCACCUCCGCAGCGAAUCGUUCAUUUGCGACAGCAGCAAGCGAGAAUACAAGCAGAAAAAUCUGCACCAAAGGAUCCGAAAGGAUAUCUAAACACAGUUUCCUUGCUACUGCACCAAGAUGGAGUAAACGAGGAUUUCAAUUUGGGAGGAACGACGUUGAAUUCCCCAUACGCUAUGGCCUCAUACAUGUAUAGAAACCCAAACAGCCGAAUAACGAAACAAGGAGAUUAUUUUGGGCCGAUUAUCCCUGAAAAGCCAAGACAAGAGCAAGGUUAUGGCAGAAGUAGACUACCGAAGAAAAAACCAAAGCUUGUCUCUUUUAAAUCUAGAGGACGUUCCAAACAGUCUUACAUUGAAAAAGGCCCAUACGAUGCAAACAGGGCUGGUGUCAAUGUAAAUGAAAAAGUGCCUGAAAAGGCUCUGUUUGACACAGGAAAAUUUCCUGGAAAUAAUGAUAAUGGGGAAGGCAUCAUCAAUCCAUCGAAAUCGGAGCCUUAUGAUAAAUUUGCAGGUACGAGUUUGCAGAAUACUGGCGAAAAUACGGGAAAAAGAUUCACAAGCAACAGUUUAGAGCAAGCGGAUACCGAGAAUUCUAAAGUCGAGGCUGCAGCAAAAAGCGCGGCAGAUCCAAGAUGGGAGAAAUGGCAACAGGAAAAGAAUGAUAGAUGGGCACAGUAUCAGCAACAAAAAGAAGAAAGGUGGAAAAACCUUACUGCAGGAGGGAACGAGAAUUCCCAAGUCAUGAACCAAAACCAUUACGCUACGACACAGCAAGGUGACAGCAAACAGAGGUAUGAUAUAAGCGAAGGAAAUGACAACAGAAGUGAAAACCAAGCUAGAGACGCAAAUAACUACGACUAUCACUACUUCACAUCGACUCAAAGUGAACCUAAAGGAAAGUAUGAUUAUAAGGCAGACGCAAAGCCUGAGAAAGCUGGGUUAGAUCCAAAUACAGAGGAAAUAUCACCGAACGGGGCAACAAUUGGAAAUAUAAAUGUUUCUCUUGAGAAAGGAAAGCCAACAGAUGCGAGUCGAGAUAUAAAAGUUGGGGGACAGUCUAAAAUUGUUAAUUUAGAGGUUGUUGACAAGGGUGAGGAUCAGUUACCGCCAAAAGAGACAAAAAAGCCGGAGCCUGAAAAAGGCGGGGUUCCGGAAAAAGGUCAACCGGAGAAAGGUGGUGUUCCUGAAAAGGGAGAGCCAGAAAAGGGUAGUCCUCUUGAAAAAGAGCCAGAUAAAAAUAUACCUGAAAAAGGGGGAAUGAUAGAUAAAGGGGAGCCUGAUAAGGAAGGCAUACCCGAAAAGGGAGAGCCAGCAAAAGGGGGUAGGCUAGAGAAGGGAGAGCCAGAGAAAGGAGGAGCAUUAGAAAAGGGGGAACCGGCAAAAGGGGGUAUUCCUGAAAAAGUAGGCCCACUGGAGAAAGGAUGUCAGACAGAAAAAGGUGGCACUCUUGAAAAGGGACAGCCAGAAAAGGAAUGCGAGCCAGUUGAAGUGAAUAAACAAGAAAAGGAGAAGCCCGAUGAUGGUUGUAAAGGGGGACUAAUGGGAAAGCCCCCGCCGGAAGAAAAACCAGGGAACACAGAUUGCACAAACAAACCAGAAGAAAAAGAACCAGUAAAAGAGACGAAACCUGAUACAAUAGAAGGACUUGUUGAGCAAUCGCUUUUGGAUAGAAUGGAGAAGAAACUUGCAAGUGUGCUGUCAAUUAUGGAAUACUCGGGAGGCAUACAUACCGUUGAAAUCAUGUCUUCCGGCUGUGACGACCCCCCUGCAAAUAGAGAAGAUUGCAGCAAAGCUCUAGGAACAAUCGUAGUCGACGGGUCGUUAGUUAGUGAAGACAAAUUUGGGUUUAAUAUUGUUGUAAUGGACUAUCCAGCUUUUAAAGUCAAGAUGGUGAAGAGUUACGAUACAAACAUGGACAGUGCUAAAUCACAGAAACUCUCUUCAUUUCUGAUGGGCCUUAAAGGGACAAACAUUAUACUGGUUGCCACCAAAGGAGACGUGGCUGGUGCUGUGGAACAGGAAGUUUGGGACACAUUGACAUUAUUUGGCGCUAGACCACCGUUUGAGAAAGGUCGUCGUGCUUCAUUUGCUUUUAUUGGUUGCCGUGGUGAAUGUCAGUUGCCAUGGCUACAGCAGGUGCAAAGACCCGCAGGAAAAGGGCCUAGUACAAUUCAGCUAAUUGUUGGGGUCAACAAAGAAUACGUUGCAUUCGGAGGCGGUGGCUCUGUUGUUUUUGAAGCCAUUAAACCUGACGGCAAAGGUGCAUCAAUGAAUGAGGGAUACAAUGCUGGCAUACCAUCAAGUUUGACUCCUGACCAAGCAUUGGCCGAGAAAAUGACAAAAGAAGUGCCUCAUAAGCCACACGAAAUGUUCAGUAGCCAAGAAAUCAUACCAGAUAUCAGCAGUUCAAAGGGACAGGCAGUUGCUGCUUCGUACCUGAACCGCCAGGAAUCAGGAGAAAUAGGCCUUGGUAGGGAGGUGCCCAUGCAAGCAGUGGAUAAAUCAUCCCCUUACGGAAGAGGCCUUCACUAUGCAAUGGACUCUGACCGCCAAAACGCAACAGGUAACGGAGGCACUGCACAAGCAACGAGGAUUCAGAAUGGUGGCGAUGAUAACAUGGUAAUGAGCAAAGGAAAAUACAACAACGAGGUAAAAUUCACGCAAUACGACGCGCCUGAUCCAGAGAGUCACAGCGCUGAAGCAAUACCAGCAGAGGCAGAAGCAGACAAUGAGCCAUUGCCAGUCGAGUCGAUGAUAAUGCCAAAUCAAGUUCAACCAGUGCAGUCGGCGUUGUUUGCAGAGAAGCCUGAUACACACAAGGAGGGAGAAGCGAUUAGACAAUCAGGCGCGUGGCAACUAGGUGAUAUGAGCGCAAAUAGAGUAGCGGAUAAAGGAAGCAGCCAUAGCAAGUAUGCCAAAGACGGUAGUUAUCAACAGAGUGAGACGUAUUCAGCAGAAAACAGCAAGACAGCUCUUGAUAGGAACAAACAGCAGUCGAUGCAGUUUCACCAUCAUGAUGAUACUGAUAACGUAAGAGGGCAUGAAAGACUACAGGCGGACUCAGGGAAGAAUGGAGGAGACUUUCAUGGAAAGCAGCCUUUGUCAGAUGAUAGACCUUCUCCCGCCAACAAUGCGAAUCCCAUCCACCACAAUAACUUUCAGGCGGUUGAAAAAGGUCGCCAGUUUGAAACUGGUUCGUCCAGCGCAAAAUAUCCCAAUGAAGAUUCAGGAAGAGAAAUGAUGCAUUCAGAAAACAGCAAAUUGAUGGAUGAAAAUAAGCAACAAAUGCAUGGCGAUAAGGAAGAAUCUGAUGUUGGUGCUCAAGGGGUCAGUGAUCAAAAGUUUGGGGACCAUAGUUUAGGUGGCCAGAAAUCUAGUUCCCCAGGGAUUGAAAGCCAUGGAUUUGAUAGCCAAAGAGCACCGCAAAGAGUGAAUGGGAUGGAACACAACAUGGGCUUACCUGGAAAAGAACAACAGGGAAAUUAUGAUAAUAAAAACAAUGGAUUUUCAAAGCCACCUAAUCUUGCUUCAAAACAGCAAACGGAUUCUGUGUCUCCUAAGCAAGAGCAGGCAAAAGAAAGAGAUCCUUGUAAACAUUGUGAUAUCAAACCAGAGGUGGAAUUUAAACUUGAAGCGUCAGACAUGGAAACAGGUCCUUCUAAAUGCAAAGGAUGUGGAAAGAACCCAGAGCUAAAACCAGAAGUAGAGAACCUAGGGAUGAAUGUGUCCGUGAGUAAUAAGAUAGUAUCACCAAUGACUGUUGUAACCAAUGCAGAGGAUCUCAAAGGGCCUGUGCCCAUCCCUUUACAAACAAAACAGAAUUUGCAUCCAAGUCAAGGUGAUUCACCUGGUAGCCAAAGAGGAAGUGAAAACCUGGGAUUUAAAACUCAGAAAAAAGUUGACAACAUUCAAGAACUCAAAAACAAUCAUUUUGACCAAAACAGAGCAGAGGAAGAGCAUAAAAAUCAUGCAAACCAAGAGAGUACCCAUCAACACAACAAUCAAGAACUCUGCAAACAUUGUGAUGUCAAACCAGAGGUGGAAUUUAAGCUUGAAUCAUCAGACAUGAAAACAGGUCCUUCUAAAUGCAAAGGAUGCGGUAAAAAGCCAGAGCUAAAGCCAGAAGUAGAGAACCUAGGAAUGAAUGUGUCCGUCACCAAUAAGAUAGUGUCGCCCAUGAAAGUUAGCACAAAGGCUGAUGACACCAUGAAAUUUAGCACAAAGACUGAAGAGCCUAUGCCAAUGUCUUUGCAAACAAAACAAACUCUUCAUAAAGGCUACGAUGAUUCUUCUGCUAGUCAAAGCAAAAUUGAGCAAUUAGCAGUGAAAGACAAUCAGAACAAAUAUUCAGGAAGCACAAAAUAUUUAGGCGCAUCACCAAAUAGAUUGCUUGAUGGAGACCAAACUCGUCAUAUUGCUCUUCACGAUACACCUGAUGACCAGAAGUUUAUGAAAUUCACUGGUGACAAGGAACAAGAGUUUGGAAACCAAAAACAUUAUGCCGAACGCCCAGAAAAUGAAGUCAAUAAGCUUGCAACACAAAGUGAGACGCGUCCAUCAUCUUCACAUCUAGAUAUAUCACCAAAGCAGAGUACCGUUUCACAUUUUACAGAGCAAAAGGACAAUUCCAAAGAAACAACACAACACAAAGAAACAGGAAAUCAAGGAUCAAACAAGGGUAUGCCUGCUGAAAAUGCGCCCAUCACAAGUCCCUCCCAAAACCAUGUUUCUACUACGUCUGCAAAAGACAAUAACCAAAGUCACGAGACUCAAAAAUUGUUGCCAGUGAACAAACCCCAGAAUGUAAAAAGUCCUGGCAAUACAGGUCAUAUAGCAUCGUUCCUGGAAAAUGAUACAGUUCCUGGAAAACAUCAGUUAAAGAACGCUCCUUCAAGAGAUCCAAGCACAGAAGAACAACAUCAUGCCAUUUCUAGCAAAGAAGGAUUUGUAGAAGAUCAAAAAUCGUCCAAUAUUUCUACGUUAGUGGAAAUCAUCAGCAAAGGAAUGAAAGCUUUAAGAGAGAGUAACAUUGACCUUGGCGAUGAGAAGAAGCUUUCUGGACAUUUAAAUAAAGAUGAAGAUAUGAACCGGAAGAAGGAAGAAGAUAGUGAUGACAAGAGCAAAGGGAAAACGAAGGAAAAAGACAGCAAGGGAGCUGAGAAAACCGAAGAUAAGAAGAUUAGUGCCAAGGAGAAAGGGGAUCUGGCCAGUGCCUUUCCGAUAGUUACAGAACCACAAGAGAUUGUUUCAAAAUUAGUAAAUGGGGAUAAUAAACAAUCAGAUAGCAACAAAUUCAAAGAUGAUACACACAAAAUAGAGGACAAGAUUGACUCAGGGGAAAAUAAUUUUCCACAAAAGAAUAUCGCAGAAGAGUUUGAUCAGCCCAAGAAUGGUUGGCAUGAAAAGAACUGUGACAAAACCCCGGAGCUAUGCAGAGGACUAGAUGCUGGGAUUAAAGGCGGGCCUACCAAAGAAAAUAAUGACAAAGCAGAGGAUAAUUUAGAUAAGAUUUUAGGGAAUGGGUUAUCGCAAAACGCAAAAGCCAGUCAACUAGAGAUAGAUUGUGAUUCCUUUAAUUCACUACCAGAACGCCAAAAACGGACAUUCAGUAGAGCGUUGAUCGCAAGAUACAAGAAGGAUUGUUUUCAGCAGAACCAAAAGCUUGAUCCCUUAAAUGUAGAUGACAUCAAGAAUGAAGACGGUGAUCAUAACAACCCUAUUGCGCAAAAACUGGGGCUUAAAACUGCCAGCGGAGCAAAACCCAUUGCAGGGAAUAUUGACAAGAUUAAUCUAAGCUCGGCAAAAUUAAAGAUUGCCUCUUACUUAAACCAAGAAGCCAUGUCAAAGCCUCCUUCUGAUUUCCAUCCCGGUUACACAACAAUGGCCUUUCCACAAGGGGCAGCGAUAGUUGAAAAGCGACUAGAAACGAUGCCGGAUACUAGUGAGACUUUCAUAUCCCGGACAGCUCGUCCGGACUUUUCAUCAUUGACAGCUGAGAAUUCCGGUAAGUCAUCGGAAAUGGCAUUUUACUUCAAUCAAAAGAACAAACAAAAAGGAAAGGACACACUGAUGCGAGCCCUACCGGAUAGAGGCGCUGCAAAGCCGGAUGCUAGUUCUUCAGGAAAUAGCUACGACCAAGGUGAUGUCUAUCAAAUGGCUGACAGUCUUCUUCAAAAAGAUUUUGCCAUGGCUUAUAAAGAAGCUUCAAAUGCACUGAAUGAACGAGUUGAGAAUGAGCAGCGGAGAUUAAAUAAUCAGAAAGUGUCUUUAUUAGCGAAAAGAAGAUUAAAGAAAACAAAAGUUAACAAACCAGGGACAGCUUCAAAAGCAAAAGCUUUUUCAAAAGUGAAAGGAUAGACUUUAAAUGGUCAAAGAAAGAAUUCUGGUAAAAGCAACAACUUCAUGGCAAGCAAACAAAUAAACAGCCCAAGCAAGUCUUUUUCAAGAAAAAAGUUUGAACAACAAUUCAAGUGGAGAAUUGUUGACAAAUAAGAGAAGUUUGUGUUUAAAUGUACAGGAAGAAAGUAACGUGAAAGUUCGAUCUAGUCAAUAUCGUUCAAGAAAAUAUUCUAUCAAAACAAUUCAUUGCAUAAUCAGGAGAUUUGAUUUAGAAACAAUCUGAUAUUUAUUGACAUUUAAGGUUUUAGAGUAAUAUAUUUUUGUGAACAUUGUUUUAAAUUUGGUAGCUUUUUGGCAUUUAUAGUUUUACAUUCUUAGCUUAAUCUUCCUUCGGCUCAGAAGACCCAUUUAGCAUAUAACUAUGCUUAAAAAAUACUACCAAUAAAAUAAUCGUGCUCACUUUUUAAAAUAUGUGAACUUUCAAUUUUUUGGUAGAGACUUUUGUUUCAAGGAAUAAAAGGCCCUGGCAUUUGAAAAUAAAUUUAUCUUAUUUAUCAUGUUUUUUAAAUCAAAGCAUAGUGUUAUCUCUUCUAAAAAAGAAAAUCAAACUUUGCACUAAGUAUACAAAUCCACGUUUAUAAACAAGCCGAUUGUUACACAAUGAAUGACUUAGUACAAAAAAUAUGACAUAAUCUAUAAGGGUCCUAAAAAGCAGGAUAGACUGAAAUAGGAAGUUAUUUCAUAAUUUGGAGAAAUAAAGGUGUUGUGUAUAGUGGAUGAUGUGUUUGGUGUGUAAGAAAUAUACAUACUAAUGGCCAAAAAGUCUGCAAAUUUAAUUAUGAAUAAAUUGCUAUCUAAUUAUUAUCUAUUGUAUAUAAAAUUGAAAAACUUGCUAUAUUUACGAUGUCUUAUUGUUAAAACAAAGUUGCAUGUGCAGAGAUGAGAAACAAUAUUUCAUCAAUGGCUCAUACGUUUUGACAAAAUAAAUGGAAGUAAUCAAGAAUAUCUUUACAACUAGUCAGAGCUAGGUACCAGGCGGCUUAUGGAGAGAAACUCUGAAAGAGUUGUACAGGAUAAUGUAGUUGGUCAUUUAAGUUAUAGAGAGUUUUAUUUCUUAUUCAACUUUAUCAACAACAACACUUUAAAUGUAUUGCAUGUUCUUUUUUUGUCAACCUGGUCUUGAAAAGUUUAUCAAAGUAGAAUGUGUUUUUCGUAUAGGGACCAAUUCUCUGAUCCCAGCAAUUUUUAUCUUCACAUUUGGCAAAAAUGGCUCAUAGAAUUUGAAUCUUCAUGUUGAAAUUAGCUUGUGCUGAAAAUUUCAAGUUGUUUGGGUCAUCAAGCUGCGAAUUGACCCAUUUUCAAAAUUUAACUUUUCCUAUACAUUUUCAAUGGAAUUUGUUGCUGUAGUGAAAUUUUUUCUAUAAUAAUGAUAUUAAAAGUGAUAAUAUCAGAAAACAAACUGGUCAGCACUACCGGAUUGGUAAGCGUUUAUUCACUGAAAAACUUUAAGAAAUAUCUAUCAGUCAAAUCUAAAGAAACAUCUAAAUAUUCAAAACAAAGUAACUUACUGCAGAACAGUCCAAACAACAUCAUUUUUUCAGUAUAAACUAAUUUAAAGAUGAAUAUUUCAAUUCUGAAGUCAAUUUUUGAGAAAGAUCCAUAGAUAGCGAGAUACAAAUCAAUGACGUCAACCUGCAGCAACGAAUCAUGUGUUUUUUGGUCAACAAAUGUUACCUUGAUUACCAGUUCCGAUUUUCAGAGGUCAAAACCUGCAAAUACAAUUUUCUUACUUUGGGCAUUAAAACAAAAACAAAAUUGAUUGUCCAUCACACAUGCUCCAGGAACUAAACUUCAAAUGAAAUCUUUAUAAUUUUUUUUAAAAAAGUUAGCAAAGGAGUCUUUUCCAAUACUUGGAACUUUUAUUUAGCUAUGAAAAUAUGAAAAAACAGUAAAACUUUGGUGGGCACAGUAUAGGAUAACCGGAGGGUAGUUGCGUUCGAAUCGUCAAAACGAAUCGCCUAUCGUCAGGCCUAUAUAAUUAUGUAAGCAAUUAAAGGAGAAACUCAAGGCACACAGCUGCCUUAUUCAUUGCAUUAAAAAUUACUAAUCGUAAUAAUUUUAUUAUGUAUAAUCACGAUCAUCAAGCUGUACGGGUCCAUGAUUCUGGGAUUGGCUUUGUUUAAGAUACGGGCGUCUUUCUAAUAUAAAAAAUCAUUCAUUUAUGUCGUUCUUACCUCGAUUCUUAGUCUAGAUGCCACACCAAAGCACUGGCAAUAUGACAUUUCGAUCAGAUUAGUUUCUAGAUUAGGCCUCAAAAACAUGCUGUCACGUCCAGCCUCCCUUCCAUUUUCCCGCGUAAAUAUAAUUCUGAGCAUAGCUUUCAGAGGUGACCGGGUUGGCUUUCAGAGCGUUAAAAUUUCAUGUCGUUACCAAGAUAAAAUUAACUAAGCUUGAGAAUUAUCUUGGCUUGGAUAAUUGCUAGAAUAUUUUGUCAGGAUGAUGAAUAAGGCAAACUAUAUCAAUCUUUCUUUUUAUUAUCAUAAAACCUAACAAAAAAUGUCUACGUAAGUGG
Rhopilema esculentum is the source of this 9998-nucleotide messenger RNA. RefSeq lists its product as uncharacterized. Lineage: Eukaryota; Metazoa; Cnidaria; Scyphozoa; Rhizostomeae; Rhizostomatidae. The record is from RefSeq and is a predicted model, not a curated record.